UAUUUAUUUGAGUAGCCUGGUUUUCCAGAUAGGCUCGAAGAAGUGGAUCAGAUGGUAUAAUGCGUAAGGUUCUCACGCCUAUGCGGAUAAACCCAGAUCUGUCAGAUGUUUGAUUUUCCAGCUCUCCAACUAGGUAUAAAUAGUGUGGGGUUUCAGCCAGAAUAGUAUCAGUUGAUCAUAUCCCAAUAUCAGAUAUCAACAUGAAGUACGCCUGCUACCUGCUCCUUUUGGCCAUUUCGGGCUGCUUCCUGGUGAGCCUGUCCAGUGCGGCAAGUUCCACAACCUCGACGGAAGCUUCCACCACCACUACCACCACCACGGCAGCUUCGUCGGACACAACCACCACCACUGAGUCAUCCUCCGACACCACAACCACGACCACUGCAUCCUCGUCCUCAUCCUCCGGCAAGAAGAAGCACGUGACCCAUUACAAGCGCAAGACCCACCGCCCCAAGAAGGUCAAGAAGAUUCAUCGCAACAAGAAGCGCAGCGGUUAAACAGUUCUAAAAUUCAUCCGAUCCGAUUCCAUUUGUUAUCAGCUCUAACCCCAUGAACUCCUCUCGUAUUACGGUUUAUUAGUUAUAGUUAUA
Molecule: messenger RNA, 590 nt
Organism: Drosophila takahashii
Lineage: Eukaryota; Metazoa; Arthropoda; Insecta; Diptera; Drosophilidae
Source: RefSeq, a predicted model, not a curated record